AUAGUAUCGAUAGUAAUUUCAUCAACAAAAAUUUUGCAUCUAUGUGAUGAGCAGUGUAGCCAACAUGUAAUGUUAUCAAAAUUGUUUUCAUUGAACAGUUUUAUUCUGCGACUCAAAAUUGUGAUAUAAAGCACAAGAUGAACCAAGUUCCAGACAGGUGGCUGGCGUACUCUCCUGUUGGGCAGCAGAUAUCUGGUACAAGAUUCAUAGCCUUCAAAGUUCCUCUGAAAGAGGCGAUAUGCAAGAGGCUGAAGUCUGACGAAUGGUUCACGCCAGCUAUGCUACGAGAAAGCUGUCCAAGAUUGGCGUUAGUCGUCGACCUCACCAACACGAAACGUUACUACAACAGACAGGAAUUCGAUGACCACGGCAUCCGUUACCGGAAGAUCAUGUGUCCCGGUAAAAUCGUGCCUCCUGCCGACUUGGUUGAUAGGUUCUUUGAAAUAGUGGACACAUUUCUGGAACAAAAUGAUGAAGCAGACUCUCUGAUCGGCGUUCAUUGCACUCACGGACUCAACAGAACUGCAUAUUUCGUCUGCAGUUAUAUGAUACGUCGCAUGGGGUUCAAACCAGAAGCAGCCAUAUCAGCGUUCGAGGACGCACGCGGCCACGCCAUCGAGCGGCUGGAGUACCUGGAGGCGCUGUCUGUGGGCGCCGGGCUGCCGCCCGCCGCGGCCAGGUCGGCGCUGCUGCUGCCGCCCCCGCAGCCCGCCUCGGCGGCGCCGCCCCUCGUCUUCGCAGCCCCGCCGCCGACGGUGCUGCCGCCGCACGCCGCCGCCUGCAACGGCUACGCUCCCCGAUUCAACGGCGCCCGACCCGCCCGCCCGUCGUUUGGGAGGGGGAAGGAUUCACAGUACGGCGCGCCAUUCGGCAGGAGGCCCAGCAGCUACCAGCAGUCGCCACUGGGCGACCUGUACGGAGAGGAGCCGGCUUGCGCGGGGCGCGGUUACGGCGGCCGCUGGAACUCCUCCUUCGGCGUCGGCGGCGCCUGGCAACCGAGGGGCGACUACGUGAGGGACGAGAAGCGGCCCAGAGCCGAACGCGAGGACAGGGAGAGGGGGCGAGACCAGGACUGGGAGAGGCUCCGGGGUCGGGACCGGGACCGGGACCGGGAUAGGGAUAGGGACCAGAAAAGGGACAGGGACAGGCGCAGGAGCGACUACGACGGCAGGCCCGCGAGGCGGCACGAGCGCAGCGACAGGCACCGGCAGCCCCGCGGCCCCGAGGAGGGCCGGUGACCUGCUGCCAGGCCGGACCGCGGCGUUGCGCCGCGCCCCACCACCUGCCUCCUCUCUUGUAAAUAGCAGCGUGAAAGUGUCUCCAACAUGUUCGUAAAUUAGUUUCUCGUUUGCAACUUCACUUCGGAGGUAAUUUUUUAUUUUUCGCAUCAACUUCACCAUAUGUAGAGCGACGUCACCUGAGGCUGGAGCAGAAAGAAAGUAAAUCAAUCGUACCUACUCACAUUUCUUACGUUUUCCUUUGGGCCUGUUUCCCAAUACAUAUAUUUGCAGUUCGUUUGCUGCUUUGCGUACUCAUCUAGUUUUAUACUUCACCAUCGGCACUUAUAGACGAAACUUGUAUUAUUUGUCAGCUUAAGUAGUAGAGCAAUAGGGAAUCUCAAGAGUGCAUCACAGCAGUUUUCAUUUGUUGCUGGUAUUAAACAUUCUUUCUUUGGAUUUUGGUUAAGAUUCUUUUAAUACAUAACUGUAUGUGGAACUUACAGUGGAAGAGAUUUGUAUGGACUGCUGAAUGAAUAAAUGGCCUAGCUUGCAA
Messenger RNA from Schistocerca cancellata (South American locust), 1773 nucleotides. RefSeq lists its product as uncharacterized. Lineage: Eukaryota; Metazoa; Arthropoda; Insecta; Orthoptera; Acrididae. The record is from RefSeq and is a predicted model, not a curated record. The transcript is spliced from 10 exons. Bases 138 to 1238 code for a protein of 366 amino acids. Gene Ontology annotation, molecular function: protein tyrosine/serine/threonine phosphatase activity; polynucleotide 5'-phosphatase activity. Gene Ontology annotation, biological process: protein dephosphorylation.